AUGGUUGCUACAGUCUUCGACGACCGCUGCGCGGAGCUGCGUGCCCCCGGCUUCCUGAACUUGACAAUCUCUAUUAUUAUACUUAUCGGUCUCGUCGUCUCGUACCUUCCACAACACUACCGCAUCAUUGCCAGAGGCACCUCCGAGGGCAUCUCGCCGUGGUUCGUCUUGCUGGGUGUCACAUCAGCGACCGCCGGAUUUGCCAACAUCCUGACCGUCCCUCCGUCAAGACGCGAUAUUGCAUGCUGUAGCGAGCUGGGCACUUUUGAAUGCGCUGCUGGUCUUCUGGGAAUCGCCCAGCUGGGCGUGCAGUGGAUAUCCUUUGCGUUGAUCCUCGUCCUCUUCCUUGUCUUCUUCCGAUACAAUGACGCGAACAUCCCCGAUGAAGAGCUCGUCGACAACCCGCCGUCAUGGCAUACCGCCAUUAUGGGAAUUCUGCUCGCCAUGGCAAUCUACUACGAGUUCCAGGAGCACCAUGGUGACCCACAGUCCCCUACACUCGUCGACGAGCCUAGACGACCCAACCCCAUCAGGACGUACUCGGAGGGCUGGGAGCAGGGUCUCCCCGGUCCGUACACCGCCCAUCCCGAGCGGUAUGCAGACACCGAGGAGGAGCUGGAGCGGUUACAGGACAGAGAAGAGCGGCAAGUCGAAAGGGAAACGAGGCCCCUGCUUCGUCCGGGCGGCAUCGGCGACCCCCACAAAAACUACAACACUGCAGACGAUUAA
Messenger RNA from Colletotrichum spaethianum, 729 nucleotides. RefSeq lists its product as uncharacterized. The record is from RefSeq and is a predicted model, not a curated record. Bases 1 to 729 code for a protein of 242 amino acids. Lineage: Eukaryota; Fungi; Ascomycota; Sordariomycetes; Glomerellales; Glomerellaceae. The transcript has 4 exons.